GUGAGAGAGAGAGAGAGAGAGAGAGGGAGAGAGAGAGAAAGACAGGAUGUUUUAGGGUGUGUGUGUAUAUAUAUAUAUAUAUAUGAGUGUGUGUUUGAUUUUUUAAUAUUUUUUUUUUAAGUGGUGUAAAUGGGUAACGCGCAGAAGAAGAGCGCGGGUGCGAGUUCCGGUGUCGCGAGCCCGGCGCGCAGCAGAGCUCGCGAGGGGAAUCCCGGAAGCUCGGAGGGGAAGAAGCCGGCGCACGCGAACGGCGCUCACGCCGCGGAGGCAGAGCGGCGGGGAGACGAGGCGGAAACCGGAAACGCCGGAACGCACGCGGUGAACCUCGACGCCCCCGCCGGGGAUCUGCCCCCUGCGCUCGCGCGCCUCAAAAACGAGGGCAACAUGCUGUUUAAGAGCGGACAGUUCGGGCACGCGCUGGAGAAGUACACCCAGGCCAUAGACGGGUACACACAGUCAGGUAUUGACAGUCCUGAGGAUCUGUGUAUUUUGUACUCCAACAGAGCUGCUUGCUAUCUGAAAGAUGGGAACUGUACAGACUGCAUUCAGGACUGCACCAGUGCGCUGGAGCUCCGCCCCUUUUCCCUGAAGCCCCUCCUCCGCAGGGCGAUGGCCUACGAGUCUCUGGAGCGCUACAGGAAGGCGUAUGUGGAUUACAAAACUGUCCUGCAGAUCGACUCCAGCGUACAGGCGGCUCAAGACAGCGUACACAGGAUCACAAAGCAGCUGAUGGAGCAGGAUGGUCCUGACUGGAGAGAGAAGCUUCCCGAGAUUCCUAACGUUCCCAUUUCAGCACAGCAGCACCGGAGGGAAGAACCGAGCGAUGAGGUUCUCCAGGCACGAGCAGCCAGAGCCGAACAGGAGAAGGCUAGAAAAGCCGAGGCGCGUUUCACUCUGCUGAAGCAGGAAGGUAACGAUCUGGUGAAGAGAGGCGAGUUUGAGAGGGCGAUGGAGAAAUACAGCGAGUGUAUCGCUCUCAAACCCGCCGAGUGCUCCAUCUACACCAACAGAGCGCUGUGUUUCCUGAAGCUGGACCGUUUCGCCGAGGCGAGGCAGGACUGUGACUCUGCGCUACAGAUGGAGCCGGACAAUAAGAAAGCGUUUUACAGACGAGCGCUCGCUCACAAAGGCCUGAAGGACUUCCUGUCGUCCAGCUCUGACCUGCAGGAGGUUCUGCGUUUGGACCCGAAUGUCCGUGAGGCUGAACAGGAGCUACAGGAGGUCACGGUUCUGCUGAGGGAGAGUCUGCUGGAGUCAAACACUCAGGGCUGAUGAUUUACACGCUGACGAUAAACGAUGAGAAAAUCAGAACAGCUGCACUCGUCUUCCAGCAGAACGACAACGAGCUUCAGCCGAGAGACAGAAACACACACACACGCACACACACACACACACACACACACACACACACACACACACACGAGGAUGCUCUUCUGCAUGUUCCUCCUUCAUUCAGGAAGGAGAUGAAGAUGAAGAUGAAUGAUUAGCCGUGAUGCGGGAGCUGAUCGGCGCUCAGCGUGGCCAUGUGCCGAUAUUCAAACCCCAAACUGUCUCUCAGCACGACGCUUCAAAAACCUCUUUAUCAUCAUCAUAAAAUUCACAUUAAGCUCUUCCUUUUAUUAAAUACAACCCUGCUCUGAAUCUAUAAAUAAAUUAAGACAUAAAGAACUCCAAUUCAAAUUAAAGAGAAAUGUAAUGUUUAAUGUUUUAUUUAACCUUUAUUUGGUUAAUGUAUAAAUAAAAUUAUUUAAAAUGUAAGAAAGCCUAAAGAAGGUGGAUGUUUUUAUUUUUUGUUCAUUUAAAAAAAAAAAAAACACAACACUGACGAUGUGAACAAAUGAAAUACAAUAAAUAAAAAUAUAAAUAUAAAAUUAAAACAAAAAGGUCUAAAAUGAGAACAUCACAUAAAUAAUUGUUCAGGUUGUUAUUGUAUUUAA
This is a messenger RNA of Pangasianodon hypophthalmus (striped catfish), 1937 nucleotides long. RefSeq names its product sperm associated antigen 1a (gene spag1a). Lineage: Eukaryota; Metazoa; Chordata; Actinopteri; Siluriformes; Pangasiidae. Bases 130 to 1272 code for a protein of 380 amino acids. Gene Ontology annotation, molecular function: protein binding. Gene Ontology annotation, biological process: axonemal dynein complex assembly. Gene Ontology annotation, cellular component: cytosol. The record is from RefSeq and is a predicted model, not a curated record. The transcript is spliced from 8 exons.